This is a messenger RNA of Oppia nitens, 1138 nucleotides long. RefSeq lists its product as uncharacterized. Gene Ontology annotation, biological process: neurotrophin TRK receptor signaling pathway; negative regulation of TOR signaling; negative regulation of protein kinase activity. The transcript is spliced from 5 exons. Gene Ontology annotation, cellular component: cytoplasm. The coding region runs from base 375 to 959 and encodes 194 amino acids. Lineage: Eukaryota; Metazoa; Arthropoda; Arachnida; Sarcoptiformes; Oppiidae. The record is from RefSeq and is a predicted model, not a curated record.
AAGAAAAAUAUUAUAUAUAUAUUAGACAAGUAGUAGUCGUAUAGUGUAUGAGUAAUACAGUAUAGAAGUGUAUGAGUUAUUCGGUGUAUACGUGAGUCAAACCUCUAAUACAGACAUUCAUUGAUAAUAAAUAAAAAGUUGUGUCAAACAAAAGCCGGGACUACUAGAAACCCGACUAUCCUUUUAUAUACGUUAAUGUGUAGACCCUAUCCAAACAAAUCAAUUUAAACCCGAUUUAAACGGGACGUAUAGAGUACCGAAAGUGUAUCGGGUUUAGCGCAUAGAUCCCGUUGUUUGGAUUUUCAAGUCCUGGUUUCAUAUCAGCUGUUUUGUUGGUGAAUGUGAGGUCGGUUUAGAUCAAUAGUAGGUGUGUAAUGUAUGCAAUAGAUUCAGAAGUGGGUCUCAAUUCGUAUCUCAACAACAAAUCGGUGCAAACUAUGGCCAAAAACGGCGCAAAGCAGCCACUGGUGGAUAACAACAACCGCAAGAAGUCUUCACAAACAGUGCGCUACAGAUCUCAGUCCGUUGAAUACGACGGCGGCGUCUUUGACAUCGAUAUGGACAUCGAUGACGGAAACGCUUUCGACUCGAUCUCCUACUCCGAUGAUGACGAGGAAGAAUCGCUGGCCAUUAGGUCUACAAACAGUGAUUAUCAUAGUUAUGGUAACGGCAGAGCCGUGUCCGCACCCAACGCACAAAAGAUAAAAAACGCACAGAAAAACAAUGGCCAUCAUAUGGCCUACUCGUUGCCCAUUCAGAUACAGGUGCCAAAGUGGAGGACCUUUUAUAACAACCAAAACAUCGAUGAAGAAGAAGUGCCAAUGAAUGCCGACGGAGAAGCGAUUGCCGAAAGCAUUAAAAAAUUGGCUAAAAGUGUCCGAAACGAGUCGGACAUAUUUGGUGACCGACCGCGACGUCGCCUUAAUACCGGAGAUCUGAUUAAGUCUCGUCCCAUUUGAUUAAAGUUUCGCUGAAUUUGAUCCCAUUUGAUGUUAAUAGUAUAUGUGUGUGUUUUGUUGAAUUGGCACCACUUAAAUGAUAUAUACAUAAAAAUAUAUUGGCUUUCAAGCCCUUUCCAUCCAUUAAGUGAUUAUUAAUAUAAGACAUAGUAAUUCAAACUAUUAAUAAUAUUAUAUUG